This is a messenger RNA of Sciurus carolinensis (gray squirrel), 4656 nucleotides long. RefSeq names its product chromosome 4 C12orf4 homolog (gene Ferry3). Gene Ontology annotation, biological process: regulation of mast cell degranulation. Lineage: Eukaryota; Metazoa; Chordata; Mammalia; Rodentia; Sciuridae. Gene Ontology annotation, cellular component: cytoplasm. The transcript has 15 exons. Bases 117 to 1829 code for a protein of 570 amino acids. The record is from RefSeq and is a predicted model, not a curated record.
GUGCUGACUACUUCGGGACCAACCGAGUGCGGGGGAUCAAAUCCAGGACCUUGCACAUUCUUGGAAAGCACCCUACCUCUCUGUACCCCCAGCCCAAUAUCCUGUCUCUUUGCACUAUGAUGAAAUAUUUUGUACACCCUACAUACAGCCUGGAAAUCCUGUCAAAGAAUAUGAAGAAAAACCGAGAAAGAUUCUGCCACAAAGAAAGGGAAUUUGUGUAUAAAUUCAAAGUGGGAACUGAGUGCUUAGAACUGAGAGUACCCCUCAAAUUUCCUGUUCAGGAAAAUGCCAGUCAUUUGCAUGGACGUCUGAUGCUGCUUCAUAGCUUGCCAUGCUUUAUAGAAAAUGACUUAAAAGAAGCUCUGAGCCAGUUUAUAGAGGAAGAAUCCCUCAGGGAUUAUGAUAGAGAUGCUGAAGCAUCUUUGGAAGCUGUAAAAUCAGGUGAAAUAGAUUUACAUCAGCUGGCAAAUACAUGGGCCAAAGCUUAUGCUGAGAGUACAUUAGAGCAUGCAAGGCCUGAAGAGCCCAGCUGGGAUGAAGAUUUUGCAGAUGUAUAUCAUGAUCUAAUACAUUCUCCUGCCUCUGAAACUCUUCUAAAUCUGGAACAUAAUUAUUUUGUUAGUAUCUCAGAACUGAUUGGUGAAAGAGAUGUGGAGCUGAAAAAAUUAAGAGAAAGACAAGGUAUUGAAAUGGAAAAAGUAAUGCAGGAAUUGGGAAAAUCACUGACAGAUCAGGAUGUAAAUUCACUGGCUGCUCAGCAUUUUGAAUCCCAGCAGGACUUAGAGAAUAAAUGGUCAAAUGAAUUAAAACAAUCAACAGCCAUCCAAAAGCAAGAAUAUCAGGAAUGGGUGAUAAAACUUCAUCAAGAUCUAAAAAACCCCAACAACAGCUCACUCAGUGAAGAAAUUAAAGUUCAGCCAAAUCAGUUCAGAGAAUCUGUGGAAGCAGUUGGAAGAAUUUAUGAGGAACAGAGAAAGUUAGAAGAAAGUUUUACCAUUCACUUAGGAGCCCAGUUGAAGACCAUGCAUAAUUUGAGAUUGUUGAGAGCAGACAUGCUGGACUUCUGUAAGCAUAAAAGAAAUCAUCGAAGUGGUGUGAAACUCCAUCGGCUCCAAACAGCACUGUCACUUUAUUCUACAUCUCUCUGUGGUCUGGUUUUACUAGUAGAUAAUCGGAUUAAUUCAUAUAGUGGUAUUAAGAGAGAUUUUGCCACGGUUUGCCAAGAAUGCACCGAUUUCCAUUUUCCCCGAAUUGAAGAGCAACUGGAAGUUGUCCAGCAGGUGGCACUUUAUGCUAGAACCCAGCGCAGGAGCAAGUUGAAAGAAGCACAUGAUUCUGGAAACCAAAAUGGAGGAAGUGAUGAUAAGAAUAAGAAUACUGAGAGAAAUUAUUUAAAUAUAUUACCUGGGGAAUUUUACAUAACACGACAUUCUAAUCUCUCAGAAAUCCAUGUUGCUUUCCAUCUUUGUGUGGAUGACAAUGUGAAAUCGGGAAAUAUCACUGCUCGUGAUCCUGCCAUUAUGGGACUUCGAAAUAUACUCAAGGUUUGCUGUACCCAUGACAUUACAACAAUAAGCAUUCCUCUGUUGCUGGUACAUGAUAUGUCAGAGGAAAUGACUAUACCCUGGUGCUUAAGGAGAGCAGAACUUGUGUUUAAGUGUGUCAAAGGUUUCAUGAUGGAAAUGGCUUCAUGGGAUGGAGGAAUUUCUAGGACUGUGCAGUUUCUUGUACCACAGAGUAUUUCUGAAGAAAUGUUUUAUCAACUUAGUAACAUGCUCCCUCAGAUCUUCCGAGUUUCAUCAACACUCACUCUGACAUCCAAGCACUAAACCCUUAUAGGUGGACACACUGGCAGAAGCGGAUUGUUAAACUCUCCAGGAACUUGAACUAUGCUGGAAUCCUGUCAAGCAAAAGAUGUCCAGAAAGCGAACCUGCAACCUAAGCCACAAAUGAAAUCAUGAUAUAUGUCUGUGAAACAUUCCAAAAAUUUGUAUACUGAACAGACUAGUGAUCAGCCCCUAAAUGAAACAUUCAUUCUUUAUGUCUUUUUAUGAAAGAAUAUCAUCCUUUUUCUACUUUUAUGUCCUAAAUUGAAUGUUAGUAAGUUAAUACUUCCUUUUUAUCACAAACAUUUGCUAUAGGAAUCUGUUGAGUACAUUUUUUGUGGAGACCUUUGACUUUCCCAGAAGGCUUGAAUUACAUACCAGGUACAAGCCAUAACUACUUUACUUGUCAAAUCAAAAUUAAAAAGCAGUGAAAUAUGCAUUGAAAGUAUGGGUUCCUUGUGGAAAUCUUUCUGUAGAAAUACAAAUAUUUGAGAAAUAUGUGCUUAUUCUUUUAAAUUGUCUUGCCUCAAAGCCUUGCUUUUAAUCUACUCUUUCUAAGUUUGUAUAAGUUAAGAGUCAGAAAAGUCUUUGAAUUCUUUACCUCUGUCUCAUCUUCCCUCUGUGACCUUGCCCUUGUCUAUUAAUAACAUUUCAUGGGCUGGGAAAAUAGUGUUCUUUUUUGCCAGCCUGAUGUAAAGUUAGUCCAAACCAGCACCUGGCAGGAUUUUAGUGCUCAGCAACACUGUGACAAUAUUGUGACAAUCAAAGAAUGAGGGAUUAUUUUUAUUUUUUCUGUUCUUCCUGCAUUCUCAGCUUUCUUACCCAUUCCUCUACCCCUUAUUUUCUUUGCAGAUAAAAGUAUCCCUAUUUCUUACUGAUUCCCAUCCUUUUCCAUUGUCUUUCUUCCACACUGUGUCAUCUAUCUCAUCUGUAACAAUUUUGCCAUGACUACAUUAAACAAAAGCAUGCAGACAUUUAUAAAAGCUAUAGUUUCAUCAAACCCAAGUUGUGUGAAUAUUGCAAGUGGCCAAUGGAAUGAAAUGGAGGGUCUUUGGUGCCCUGAUAAAGUGUUAUAUCUUGAAUAUAGAAACAAAAGCAUUAUAACUAGGAGUGAAUAGGUGAAUAUCAGAGACUUUUAGUUCUUAAAUCAAGAUGGAGGUGGGUAUAGUGGGAUCAAAUAAAAGGCAUUCAAAAAGAGACGUUAAGAAUCUUUCCACAGAAUUCUGUAAUCUAAGAUUACAACCAACAGCUUGAAGGUCACAUCCUGUAUUGGUGUACAGGAGCAAAGAUUCAUUCAUUCAUGGAAGUUCAGUAAAUGUUGCUAACCAACUCUGUCACCUCCAGGCUAUUUUAUUAAGUUACUUAUAAACUGGAAAUUUCAACUUUUGAUCAAUGAAAUCAAGAUAUAAUUACUGAAUAUCCAUUUUUCAGUUGGAACUGUGUUAUAAGAGAUACAUAAGCAGUAAGCUUUGGAAAAUCAUGCCUAUGAUAUUACAUACUAUUGAUGGAAACACCAAGCUGAUGGCAAAUAUGUAAUUUCAAAUACCACUCAUAUGCAUUUAAAUGGUAGGGAUUUAAUUAGGCAGUAAUUAAGGAAGACUAGAGUUUUGUAUUUGGGCCAAAAAGGGUAAGAUUAUGAUCUUUUUCUGAGUGUCCUGGAGAGCUUCUUGAAGGGAAGUAGUUUCAGGCACUUUAUAAAGAUGUUGUGCUGAUCUUCUUUCUGUCACUCUGUCAGAACACCUGAGGUAAUCAACUUUGCAGUAGGAAAGAUUUAUUUUGGCUCAUGGAUAUAGAGGAUAUAGAGGUCUCAGUCCAUGGUUACUUGGCCCUGUUGCUUUGGACUUUUAGUAACACAGUACAUCAUGGCAGGAAUGUGUGGUCAAACAGGACUGUCCACUUCAUGGUUGGAAGAAAGUAGACAGAUGGGAAGAUCUGGGGGUCCCAAUAUCCCCUUCAAGGGCAUGCCCCCAGUGACUUAACUUCCUUCCACUAGGACCUACCUCCUAAGGAUUCCACCACCUCCUAUAAUAGCACCACAGGCCAGACAUUUAGCACAUGGUCUUUGGAAGACAUUCAAGAUCCACAGAUCUGAAAAAGGUACCUUAGCAGACUGAGAAUAGAAAAAGCAUUCAAGCAUUCUAGGUAUAAGUGCAGAUAGGAGUCAUGAUGAAUGGCCAGUAUAUUGAGAGAAGCUAACCUCAAGAGUCUUUGGAGUGGCAGGGCGGGUGUCUCAAUGAGCAGAGUUUUCCACUUGUAUAAAUAGUUGAUUAUUCCCAAGACAGGCAGUGUCCUCAAGGCCUUAAAAGUAUACACUGGGCUCCAUUCUGUAUUGUUCUUUCCUUCACUCCCUUGUGUCUGCUCUCAAAACACCAAACCAAGCAAGACUAUAACCUUGCCAUCGAUCUAGAAGUAUGGUACCAGCAUGUGUGACCAAAAUGGAAGAAAUAUAUGAAAAAGAUUUUCAACAGAAAGAAUCUUGAUUGCCUGGGAACUGGAACAUCUCUUGUUGACGCAGCACAUGCCAUCAUUUAUGUCAUUUCAGUUGGAGCCUGGCUAAUUCUCACAAGAAGCAAAUGUUUCACUAAGGAAAGAUGAAUCCAUGGAGACAUUCCUAUUUUAGAGGCCCUAACGAGAAUUCACAGAGCUGUGUAGAAAGAAUAAACAAAGCUUAGAGACUGGAGCUAUGUCAGUUUCUUGUUGAAAAAAGUUGCUUUUCUGUGACUUCAUUUUUCCCAUUUAGAUAAAAUUGGACUGCAUUGCUUAAAAGGACUAACAGCAGUGUAAAAAUAAUUAUCCUAAAUUUGAAAUAAUAAAACUAUUUUACCAUCUG